This is a messenger RNA of Aspergillus wentii DTO 134E9, 1482 nucleotides long. RefSeq lists its product as uncharacterized. The coding region runs from base 1 to 1482 and encodes 493 amino acids. The transcript has 5 exons. The record is from RefSeq and is a predicted model, not a curated record. Lineage: Eukaryota; Fungi; Ascomycota; Eurotiomycetes; Eurotiales; Aspergillaceae. Gene Ontology annotation, cellular component: membrane. Gene Ontology annotation, biological process: transmembrane transport. Gene Ontology annotation, molecular function: transmembrane transporter activity.
AUGGAGAACCACAGGCCAGACAAAGACGAUGCAAAGGAUAACCCUAUAUCAAUAACGGAGGAAUCCGGCAUUGGUACAGUGGAAUCCUUAGCAAUCGAUGCCUCCAUCGAAAAGUCCAUCGUUAGAAAAUUGGACUUCAGGCUUCUCCCCGUCCUCUCAUUGAUGUACUUCUUCAACUCGCUUGAUCGAAGCAACCUCGGAAAUGCGAAAACCGAUGGCCUCGACGAUGACCUCAACUUGAGGGGUAAUCAAUACAGUAUCAUCCUUGCGCUUUUCAAUGUCACUUUUUGCCUUUUCGAUCUCCCUUCGAAUCUGCUUCUGAAGAAGUACUCGGGGAAGAUUAUGUUGCCUUCGAUGAUGCUGGGAUGGGGAUCGAUCACACUCAUCCAAUGCUCCGUGCAUAAUUUUGCGGGUCUUCUUGUGUGUCGGGUGUUUAUGGGGAUUUUCGAGGCCGGUUUCAUGGCUGGCGUGGUCUUCUACCUCACGCAAUUUUAUAAGAGAAACGAGAUUGCCUUUCGUCUUUCCAUCUUUUAUGGGACAGUGACUAUUGCAGGAGCCUUUUCUGGUCUCAUUUCCUUCGGGGUAUUCCAGAUUAAACACCAUCUCCGAGGCUGGCAAUACCUGUUCCUUUUAGAAGGAGGCUGCACAGUCAUAAUUGCCAUUGCCGGCAUGUGGCUUCUCCCUCGCAGCGGCACUCAGUGCCACUGGUUCGACGAGAAAGAGUCACACGUCGCCCAGCUCCGCCUGCUACAAGAUGGGUCUGUGAGGACAACCGACAAGCUGAACGUCAAAGACGCUCUCAAAGCACUGAUCGAUUGGCGAAUUAUCGUCUGGGCAAUCAGCUGCUUCUGUUACGGCGUCGCCCAGACCUCCGUUAGCAAUUUCCUCCCGCAGAUGGUCCAACAGCUGGGCUACUCGACCGUCAAAACGAACCUGUACACAGUCGCCCCGUACGCGGUGGGAACCGUCGUAUUAUGGGUUCUGUGUUGGUCGUCUGACUAUUUCCGCGAGCGAUCCUUGCACCUAUCUGGUGCGCUGAUGAUCACCUUCGUCGGGUAUAUUAUUUUGAUCUGCAUCGAUGCGGAGAAGCACAGGCGAGUCGCGUACUUUGGUUGUUUCCUGUUGUGUUGCGGGGCCUUUGCGCCCACUGCUCUCUUUCACAGCUGGCAUCUGAAUAACAUCGUGGUUGAGGGCCAGCGGGCUGCCAUCACAGGGUUGAUGGCUGGAUCGGCUAAUAGUGCUGGCAUUCCGUCGAGUUUGGCGUUUGAUGACCGUACUGCACCCAAGUAUAUGCCGGCUCUGAUUGUCAACUGCGUUUUUCUCUUGACGGGUGUGGCAGUAAUCUUGUGUCUGGGGACCUGGUUUCGAUAUGACAAUCGACAGAGAAACAAACAGCAGGGUGUGAGGAUGUCUGCGGGAGAUAUUGCGACAGAGAGCCUGAUAGGAGGGUGGGAAGAUCCCAAUUGGAGAUGGACGCCGUAA